Messenger RNA from Anopheles cruzii, 3087 nucleotides. It is a transcript of the gene mei-9, whose product is annotated as DNA repair endonuclease XPF. Gene Ontology annotation, molecular function: single-stranded DNA binding; damaged DNA binding; single-stranded DNA endonuclease activity. Gene Ontology annotation, biological process: double-strand break repair via homologous recombination; nucleotide-excision repair involved in interstrand cross-link repair; resolution of meiotic recombination intermediates. The coding region runs from base 1 to 3087 and encodes 1028 amino acids. The record is from RefSeq and is a predicted model, not a curated record. NCBI's taxonomy places the organism in Eukaryota, Metazoa, Arthropoda, Insecta, Diptera, Culicidae. The transcript is spliced from 6 exons. Gene Ontology annotation, cellular component: nucleotide-excision repair factor 1 complex.
AUGAGCCUCGAGAACGAUGGACUGGAUGCGGAGCUGGCCUGUUCGGCGGAUCAAACCGACCACAAAGCGAACAUGUUGGCUGAGGAAGAAGAGGAUAAGCUCAUUACGCAGCAAGUGAACGCCGAAGAGUUCCUGGCAUCGGAGGGUAUCGCCCUGCUCGAGUACGAGAAGCGAAUGUUCUUCGAUCUGCUCCAUAUGGAUGCUCUCGUCGUGUGUGCCAAAGGCAUCAACUACGAACGCGUGUUGCUAAACCUGUUGAAGAUAUUCUGCGACACUUCCACGCUGGUCCUGGUGGUAAACUGUUCCGAGAGUGAGGAGCGAUUUUACAAAGCCCACCUCGAGCAUGCCGAACACAUUCACGAAACGGCCAAGCUGUCUACCGAGCGCGAACGCACGUACCUACAGGGUGGGAUCCAGUUUAUCAGCACACGCAUUUUGGUGGUCGAUUUGCUAAAAAACCGCAUCCCGAUCGAACUGAUAACCGGGAUAUUCGUGGUGCGGGCGCACGAGAUAGUCGAGUCAUGUCAGGAGGCUUUCGCCUUGCGACUUUACCGGCAACGGAAUAAGGUCGGGUUCAUCAAGGCGUUCUCGCGCAACGUAGAAGCGUUCACUUACGGGUAUGGGCACGUGGAGAAAGUGAUGCGCAAUCUGUUCGUGAAGGAGCUACUGAUAUGGCCACGGUUCCACAUGACCAUACAGCGGUCACUGAAACCGCACGAACCGGCCGUUGUCGAGAUACAGAUUCCCAUGACGCAGAGCAUGAUAGUGCUGCAGACGAAUCUGCUGGACCUAAUGAACUACCUGGUGAAGAGCGUCAAAAGCCUGAACCGCCACGUGGAACUGCAGGAGGUAACGGUGGAGAAUUGCGUGACGAAAAAGUUCCACAAAAUCCUCCAGGCACAACUGGACACCAUUUGGCACCAGCUGAGCUCGCAGACGAAACUAAUCGUGGCCGAUUUGAAGGUUUUACGCAGCUUGAUGGUGUCCUGUCUCUAUGGGGAUGCUGUGUCGUUUUAUGCUUUAGUCAAGCGCUACCGCACGAAAGAGUACGCACUCAGUAAUUCGGGAUGGACAAUCAUGGAGGCCGCCGAAAGAAUCUUCACCAUUGCUAAGGAACGCAUUUUCAACAGUGAGGAUGAGUUCGAACCGGAACUGUCCCCCAAGUGGAAGGCACUGCAGGAUGUGCUGCGUGUCGAUAUUCCCAAAGACAUCAAGGAAACAUCGAUCAAAAUUCGCAAGAUAGAGGAACGGCAAAAGUAUCUCCAACAGCAGGUGAAGAUUCUAAUCCUGUGUCAGGAUGCCCGGGAUUGCUAUCAGCUGAACCAGGUGCUCACACAGGGCCCGGAGCGCCAUCUGUUUUAUCAAGCGAUGAAAAACGAUAUCACGGUGUCGAAACUGUCGGAAAACUUUAAGCACAUAUCGGUCGAAAAGAAUGGGGCCAUCUUUAAGGUACAAUCAUUCGAGCCCCUUUCUAAACCGAAACCAAGUACGUCCAAUGCCGCAGCCAAGAGCGAUGCUCCCGCAAAGGGAGCAUUUUUACGCGAAAGAAUCGCAAAGAAGCGUCUCGAGGCGGCCGAAGAGCUUGAGGCGCGCAACGCCAAAGAAGACGAAGAUGCACUGACCGCCGAAGAUACGGAGACACCGCAACAGUCCGAAAUGGAAUCCGAGUUGGCCGGGCGCGCGACGGAAGAUCCGGACUAUCAGCGGUACUUUCGUGAUUCGUACAUUUUGACCAUGUCGCAGAAACCGCUCGAUGAAACCGACCCGGAUGUGUCGCCGUUUGAUAUCAGUGUGCUGGAGAGCGGUGCGUUUGAAUCUUUCGCCGAAAUGGAAAACAUGGACAUUACGACCAUUGUGAAGGAUUGCAAUCGGCCGCUGGUGUUCAUUCAAACGUUUAGGAGUGAAUCUACGGGACUGGGUUCGCUCGAUCGGACACUGGAGCACAUCAAUCCGCGCUACAUCGUCAUGUACCACACGAACGUCACCGCUAUCCGGCAGAUCGAGGUGUACGAGGCCCGACAGCGGCGCGCAGAGGUGGCCCGCGUUCGUGUGUUCGCCGUCAUCUACUCGAAAACGGUCGAGGAACAGUCCUAUCUAACUUCGUUGCGGCGUGAGAAGCAAGCGUUUGAGUUGCUGAUCGAAACGAAAAGGACAAUGGUCGUGCCGGAAUAUCAGGAUGGCAAAUCGGAAGACACGAUUAUGAUGCUGCAGAAGAAGCAGGAAAUCUCGAGCCGACAAGCGGGUGGGCAGGAGAUCAAAAAUCCGGAAGAGAUUGUCACACCCCGCGUUAUCGUCGACAUGCGAGAGUUUCGUUCCGAUCUGCCGUGUCUCAUUCACCGACGGGGUAUCGAUGUGGUUCCGUUAACCAUCACGGUCGGUGAUUACAUUCUAACGCCGGAGAUUUGCGUCGAGCGUAAAUCGAUUUCCGAUCUGAUCGGUUCGCUAAACUCGGGCCGCUUGUACAGCCAGUGCGUCCAGAUGACCCGCUACUAUGCCAAGCCGAUUCUGCUGAUCGAAUUCGAUCAGAACAAACCGUUUCACUUUCAGCGCUACUUUAUGGUGUCCGGUGGCGGCGGCGGCGGUGGUUCCUCGUCGUCGCUCGGUUCGUCAAACGAGGACAUUAUGGCGAAGCUGCAGCUAUUAACGAUUCACUUUCCCAAGCUGCGGCUCGUCUGGUCGCCGAGUCCGUACGCGACGGCACAACUGUUCGAGGAGCUUAAGCAAGGCAAAGCCGAACCCAAUCCGGAUGUGGCGGUCAAGAUCGGGUCCGAUGAAGCGGCCACCGACGACGGGCCGGAAGGAACGGCCGAUGGGCUGCUGGUGAACGUCGAUAUGCAGGAGUUUCUGAUGAAACUUCCGGGCAUAACGUCGCGCAACAUCGGUAAAGUUAUGCGCCAGUGCAAAAGUUUGCGGGAAUUGACGCAGAAAACGGAAGCCCAGCUGGAGGAACUGCUCGGCGGUCAGGCACUGGCAAAGCAGCUGUGGGAAAUACUGCACGUUGCUCACAAACCGACCCAGCCGGAUCCGAGCGGUAAGAUGCCCUGGUCAAAGUUCAAGCGUGGUGCUGGAAACCGGGGCAGAAUGUGA